AAUAACCUUGAAACACCAUGCAUGUUGAGAGAAAAAAACACAACUCCAUCCUCCACACAUCCACUGGGAAAAAAAUGAUGAGUAUGUUGUCACAUUUACUGUCCUGCAUCAACAAUUCGCAUACCUAUAGUCACCUGAUCAGAACGAUGUGCAAGAGAAAAAACCAGUGAGUUCAACCAAUCACAAACAGCCUUCGUCUCCUAUAAGAGUAAAGAGAGCGUCCGCCAACACACAGGACUCAAACUGCAGAGCUUCAGGGAUGAUGCUGCUUUGGAGUUUGCUUGUGCUUCUUGGGGAAAUCUGUCAGGUGCCAGCUGUAGGCAAGGACACAAGUAUAACUCAGGAUAGUGGGAUCAUAACUGCUAACGUCGGGGAGACAGUGACUUUGAAAUGUACUUGCAAGGACGAAUCCGUAACUUUCCUCUCCUGGUACCAGCAAAUCUUGGGAGGCAAGCCUGUGAUCAUAUCUAAUCGAAUGAGGAACUCAGAUGCUACCAUCUCCCCGGGGUAUAAAGAAAGGUUUGCAAGUAUUGCAAAUCCUAACGGAGGCAUCAACGAUCUGUUAAUCAAAGAUCUUCACUCGGCCGAUUCAGGAAAUUACUACUGUGGGGUUUUAGUCUUCAAUGCCAUCGAGUUCGGAAAAGGAGCUUUCCUUCAUGUCAAAUCAUCCAACUUCACCGCAGUGGUCCAUCAGCCAGCAUUGGAGCCACUUCGGGCGGGAGACUCUGUGAAUUUGAGAUGUUCAGUAUAUGCUAGAGAAUGUGAAGAGGAGCAGAGCCUCUACUGGUUCAGACAUGAUGCGGCUCAGCCUGCAAUCAUGUAUCCCAGUGCCGGACAGUGUAAAAAUCCCUCUGAAGAAGGGACUGGUAUGACAAAUUGCACUUUACAACUCGCUUUAAAAUCUGUGAGGUCCCCGGAUGAAGGGAUGUACUACUGUGCGCUGGCCUCCUGUGGGGAGAUCGUGUUUGGAAACGGAACCAAAGUGGAGAUUUUAAGAGAUUCACCCAAACUGCUCCUGGUGUAUUGCCUCAGUUUGGCAUUGGCUGUUUCCAUUAUCGCACUCCUCACCUUGGCUUACAUUAUGUACAAGUUGAAAAAAAAGUCAUGCACCGUCUGCAAAGGUACUGUUUCUCAUCAGGCGUGUUCAGCUUCUAAUAAUGCGAGCCAAGAUGCAGGCAUUCUCCAUUAUGCUGCUCUGAGUCUGAACAGAAGCAGAGAACGACCUCACCAAGAAGACAACGUGGAAGGCGUUUGUGUCUACUCUGGAGUAAAGAGCAGGAAGGUGUGCAGUACCAAACUAUCUCUUCUUCCUGUCAAUCCACCGCAAGACAACAACACUUGACUACCGUUCAGUAUUAAAAAAUGUUGAAAGAAAAUAAA
Messenger RNA from Eleginops maclovinus (Patagonian blennie), 1380 nucleotides. RefSeq lists its product as uncharacterized. The record is from RefSeq and is a predicted model, not a curated record. Lineage: Eukaryota; Metazoa; Chordata; Actinopteri; Perciformes; Eleginopidae. Gene Ontology annotation, biological process: response to bacterium.